Laetiporus sulphureus 93-53 is the source of this 987-nucleotide messenger RNA. RefSeq lists its product as uncharacterized. The transcript has 8 exons. The record is from RefSeq and is a predicted model, not a curated record. Bases 1 to 987 code for a protein of 328 amino acids. Lineage: Eukaryota; Fungi; Basidiomycota; Agaricomycetes; Polyporales; Laetiporaceae.
AUGCCAUUUAGUUGUGAAGUAGUAACGAAUGCAAUUAACAGUCUUGCGCUCGCAAUCACGGCCGUUUCCCUAGUGAUCACGUUACAGCGAGUAUAUGCAGUGGCCGGACGUAACUGGUUUUCUAUAGUAAUUGGUGCGUUGCUAGCCGUUGUGUUAUUGGUGAUCGAAACUGUCGAAGACUUCGUGAACGAAUCAACCGAGGUCAUCGUUCUAGGAUCUACGGCAAUUUGCUACACGUUCCCACAGAAUUCGUUUGCGAGCACCUCCUCAAAACUCUCCCUUCUCCAAAUGAGCCACACUCAUCGUCACUUCGUAGUAGCAACUGCCGCCCUUGUUAUUUCUCUGGUCAUGAACGUUGUAGCGGUCGGUGUCGUCUGGAGGAUGCUAUACAGAAACCUCAGCCGGAAGUGCCCUGGAGUGUUUUCACAGAGGCGAUCACUUGCGACAUUGUUGCUGAGAGACGGUACGAUUCAGUUCGUAACGCUAUUGCUGCUGAACGUCAGCGUGAGAGUAUUAUCGCUUAUUGGCCAGAAUGCCCAAUACAUUUUCUGCAAUUUGAACAAACCGCUCACUACAAUUCUUGUCUCUCGCCUUUUGCUAAAUAUCCAAGAAACGGCCCGAGCCGCGUGGAAGGGGCAAUCCGAUACUCCCUCGUUUGUGCGCUCGAACGGUGGCGUGCAGACUGAAUCGAACAUCGACAUCCCCAGCCUUGUGAUCCCUUCUGAUGCCGCAAACAGCGUCCCUGCAAUCGACCUAGAGACGGGACCUUCCAUAGCCACCGCCAACCUGGCAAACGCUGUCGCAGAUGAGGCAAUGAUUGCCGGUCCUCCGAAUCAAGACCGCCAUCGCGAAGCGCAGGAAGUCUCGGUGCCCAUGGAGGCUGGACCCUCUGGUCAAGGCCCCGAGGACGAUGUGGCGCAAGGGCGGGCAGAGGGAGAGGCCGCAGAGGAUUGGGAGGAAGAAGACGAUUGGGAGGAUGACUACUAA